UCUCUCUCUCUCUCACACACACACACACAAUGAAGGCGGACCACGGUGAAUUCAUAGUUUCGGAUCAAUCUUCAAAGCUACGGCGAUCAAAGUCACGUGACGUGAGCUCUCGCUUCCUGUCACCGACCUCCACACCUUCGAUCGAAAGUGUAAUUCCAUCUCCAAACCGCACUCUCUCUCCUUUCCGGCAAAAACCCAGAGCAUUCACGGACAGCCGAGCCCACCGGAGCCUUGAAGCUUCAGGUUUCAUAGGUGGACUCUGGCCAUCUUCUAGUGCACCAUCAUCAUCCCCUUCAAAUAAAAAAACAGGAACUCUCGCUGAUCAUCUUGGAAACGAUAGACUCAAAGACCUUCUCGAUCAUGACAAGUCCGACAACUCGAUGUUUCUUAACAGACAGAGAAGCUGCACAGAGCUUAGUAGGAUUGAGAAUAAGAAAGAAAGCCCGAAAGAAAACCAUAAACCGUCCUUUGGUGGAUCUAUGACGUAUACCGGAAAAUUUCGUUUUCCGGGUCGAUCAUCGACUUCAUCGUCGUCGAAAACUUCGAGUUUAGUUGAUGAUCAUGAUCCUAUAGUUCCAGGAAGGUUAUCGGUCGAUGAAAAUGCGCUUCGCCGGAAGCUAUUUGGACGAAGGUCUGACUUGUUUUCUGAUAUACAAGACCCAGAGGCCGACAGCAGUGACAUUAACAUAUGCUCCGGCACGAGUUUGGGAUCGUUAGUGGCCGGAAAAAAUUCGCCGGCAUCAUAUAUGGCACCGACGGUGAGUUCGAGAAAGGCCGGCAUAGAAGCUUCAUCAAAGUGCUUGAAUGAUUUACCAUCAAGGUCUCGAAGAUGGACUGUUGAUUCACCCUCACAACAUCCAAUAUCAUGGGAUAAUUCUCCGAAGAAAUCAACAACAAAGACUUCAAUGAGGAGGGCGAAUUCGCUCAAUACGAACGGACAUGUGACCUCGAAGUGGGCCUUGUCCCCGGGGAGGCCGAGCUCGCCACCGUUGCCGGCUGAGAGUAACGGAACGCCGAUGAACUUUCCAAGUAGUUUGAAGCCUCCGGCUAGUCCGUCGAGGGCUAAAGGUGUUGGGAAUUUGAUUAGCAUGGGUCUUGAUCUAUUUAAGAGUAAGAAAUCUUCUUCAAGUAGUUCAUUACCUCUGGGGCUAGGCAUGACAGAGAAUGUUCAUCAGCUCAGGCUGUUGCAGAAUAGGUUGGUGCAAUGGAGGUAUGCUAAUGCUAGAGGUGAAGCUAUGAAUAGAAGCUUAACUAAUCAGGCAGAGAGUAACUUGCUACAUGCUGGGGAUGGACUUGCAAAGUUGCAACAUUCUGUGCUACAAAAGAAGUUAGAGCUAGGGAAACAGAAGCUGAAAAUGAAACUAGAGUUUAUACUUCAUUCUCAAGUUAAGCAAUUGGAAGCUUGGGGAGAUAUGGAAAGGCAACACCUAUCAGCAGUUUCUAUGACCAAGGAUUGUUUGCAUUCUGUUGUCUGUAGGGUACCCUUUACAGAAGGAGCAACGGUGGAACCACAAUCAGUUUCCAUUUCAAUGCGACAUGCCUCAGAUCUCGCAGCAUCCAUCAAGUCGAUUUUAGCUACUUCUUUACCCGCGGCUGAGAAGACAGUGUCGAGGCUGACUGAGUUAGCAGAGGUAGUGGCACAGGAGAAGUCUCUACUGGAAGAAUGCUUAGAGCUGUCCAGGACUAUAUUGACACUAGAGAUGCAAGAGAGGAGCUUAAAGUGUAAUGUUAUUCAAUUGAGACUAUGGCAACAACAGCAGCAAUACCAUCACCAAACAGAGAUAACUGCAUAUACUUCUUUUGUUCUCUGAUUAUAAAAUUAAAUACAGCAGCAGUGCAUACUAGACAAACUGGAGAGAGAGAGAGAGAGAGAGUAGUUGUCAAGCUUCUAACAGUUUGACUAAUAACUUUAUGAAUGUUUACCAACAAUACCUAAUUUCUCUGUG
This is a messenger RNA of Ilex paraguariensis (yerba mate), 1946 nucleotides long. The record is from the annotation of a GenBank genome assembly. Lineage: Eukaryota; Viridiplantae; Streptophyta; Magnoliopsida; Aquifoliales; Aquifoliaceae.